This is a messenger RNA of Aethina tumida (small hive beetle), 1871 nucleotides long. RefSeq lists its product as uncharacterized. The record is from RefSeq and is a predicted model, not a curated record. Bases 339 to 1370 code for a protein of 343 amino acids. Lineage: Eukaryota; Metazoa; Arthropoda; Insecta; Coleoptera; Nitidulidae. The transcript is spliced from 2 exons.
GUCAUCACCUUCACCGAUGGACCGAUGCGACGUGCUCACAUCUAUUUAGACUAGUUUUGUUUCAUAAGCAAAUCUGAAGUAUUUGUUUACAUUUAAUAAUCGGGGCAGUUCUUAAGAAAGAACCAGGCAGUCAAGCUUUAGAUGUCGAGGGUUAAACUACGUUUGUUGUAAUAAAGCGUAUUAUUGUGAAUUUAGUGUUUUAAUCAAACUAAAAAGACAGAUUAACAGUCGCUAAUCUAUCAUCAGAAGUGGGAUAUCUUCUCGUGAAUUAUUUCCGGAAGAAAGGACCUAAAAAAAUAUUUUUUUUUUUUUUUUUUGUGUUUCUUUGUGAACGAACAAUGGCAGACAAUAGUGAAAAACGCGACCGCGCAGUGAGUCCGAACGUUGUGAACAUUACCGAAAGUGUAUCGGAGACGGACAAUAAUAUGGCGUUGUUAUUUAAAAUGCAGCAAGAAAAUAACAACAGUUUCCAAAAACAAAUCAUGGAAAUUUUGUCGACAAUGGCCAACGCCCAAACUACUCAAGCAACAUUGAGGGUGACUGCGCAGACGCAACCUGUUUCCGCUUCAGUAUCAGAAGGUGUAAGUGCCGCGGCGGCGCAGUUUCGACUUGCCAGUUUUGACCCAGAUGAUACACCGUUUACUAUGGUUGAGUGGAUGGAUGAUGUUACUAGGAUCCAACAGGAGCUGGAAAUAUCCGAUACUCUUAUUGUUUUAAAAGCUGGUCAUGCUUUACGAGGACGUGCAGCACGCUUUUAUCAACAUUGGAAACCUAUUAUUAGAGAUUGGGCUUCUUUUCGACGAGAUUUUGAAAUUGCGUUUCCUGAGUUAGGUACUCCUGCUACUCGUAUCAGAAAUUGUUUAGCAAUUAAGAGUUCAAGUUUUGAUUCACUAGUAGAAUACGGUAACGCCAAAUUAACAGCAAUUAGAAGAUUUUAUUCAGACUUUCCAUGGAAUGUUGUGUUAAGUCUUGUUGAAUACGAUAUUCAAAACACAGAAGUGAAAAAUCGAAUCUCCUUGCUAGCUCCUACAUGUGAUUCUGAACUAUUAAAACUGUUGGCUACCUGUGAUGCGAAUAAAUUGAACGCUGGUGUGCGAGAGCGUGAAUUGUCACGAAAACGACCGUAUAGCUUUCGUGAUCAGCGUUCGUUUCAAGGAAACUGCAGAAGAUGUCAACGCUAUGGACAUAAAGCAGUGGAUUGCAAAAAUGCGGAAAAAGUACAGAAUAUGUCGGAAAAGGUACAGCCGGGUCCUUCUGGAGUACAUCAAAGAAAUUUUUCGUCUGGCAACAACACCUCAGCAAAUAAGUUUUGUAACAUCUGUAGAAUGAAUGGCCAUUCAGAAGAUACAUGCUAUAGUAAAAAACAAUGACAUGAGGCAUCAAAACGAGUGCUCCUGGCAAAAAACACUCGUUUUAUCCGUUCAUUUCCAUCAGCUACGGUUACUAACAAUUCCAUGAUCAGUUCAAUAGCAUACUUAGUAGACACAGGUGCAGAUGUCUCAAUACUUCACGAAAAAAUAGCGAAAGCCUUAGACUUGCAAAUUCAACCGGAUUGCCAAAUACUGUCUGGUGUAGGAAAUUGUGUUAUGAAGCCUCUGGGUCGCAGUAGUGUUGUGAUGUGUACACCAACCAUGACAUUAGAAAUUGAUUUUCUAAUUGUGCCAGAUGGAUCAAUUCCUGGAUGUGAUGUUGACGCUUUAAUUGGACUUGAUGUUUUAAAACGACCAGUGAUAGGCAACGAAUUUGUGCUAUAUACGCGUUUGAAGAAAAUGACUUAAAUUUGUCAGGACUGGACGAGUGGGUUAUUAAGGAAAUAAAAACAAUAAUCCAAAAUGGAAUAAGUCAAACACCGGCCGCAGUAACAACAAACA